UUCUCUUAGUCCACCAACAGCGCCCUCCUCUCCGUUUCGUGCUCCGGCCAUGGCGAACCCUAAUUCGCUCUGCUUGAUCCUCCUCCUCUCUUCUCUCGCCCUCGGCAACCAAUUUCUUAAGAAUCAAACCUCUUAACUAAUGAACUACGUCUCUCUUCCCGCAAAACCCUUCUUCCUCGUCUCCAGGAAACCCCUCUUCUCCUUCUCCCUUCACAUAAUCCCCGCCAUUAAAAUGUCAACUUUCACCAACAACCCUUCUGAGCUUUCCCCUUCUAUUUCCCUCCAAAACUACCCUAAACCCUUAUCCCCACCUCUUCCCGCCAUCUCCAAAGAGAUAGAGCUCGCCAGAGCCAUGUCCGCCUCUUCAAGAUCCAGUCUUUUCUCCUUGUCAGCGUCUGAAGUCUUGUUUGAAGAUCAAUGGCUGAUGGCCGUCAAUAAACCUCAAGGAAUUUACUGCGAGGCCGUCUUGACAUCCGUCCCAGCCCUUCUCCUUUCCCGCUCAAAAACCGCCCCAGUCGUACCGGCCAUUGAUGUUUGUGUUGCAGAUAAUACAAAGGGAUCCCCGGAGCUCCACCUGGCGAAUCGGCUCGAUCGGGACACGAGCGGAGUGAUGAUCAUCACCAAGUCGCACAAGGUAGCCGCUAAGCUAGUCAAGGCAUUUACUGAUCACAAGGUGAGGAAGACUUACAUUGCUUCGUGCGUUGGUCCAUCUCCAGAUUGGAAAAGGAUUACAGUUAAAUCAGGCCACGGUCGGUCCAAAUUUGGGGCGUGGCGUGUCUAUGCAGCAUCAGAUGCGGGGCGGAUCUUGCCAGGUGGGUCUUCGGUUAGGGACAUGGAGACUUCAUUCGAGGUGUUGUCUGUGAAUGGGAAGAGAAGAAGCUUAGGAGAAUCAUUAGAGGAAGAAUGUGGGGAAACUAUAGUUGUUAAGGAGAAAUCAGUGAAAUGUGGUAAUAAUGGUGGUGGUGGUGAAAUGCAGGAUGAGGUUUUGAUUAGGGCGUUUCCUAGGAGUGGAAGGACUCAUCAAAUUCGCUUGCAUUGCCAGUUUAUCGGGUUGUCGAUAAAGGGUGAUGUGAAGUAUGAAGGAGUUCAUGAGUGGGAUGGGGAAGUGUGUAGUGGCCAUGAAUUACAUGCAGAGAGUUUGUCUUUUGAGCAUCCUAUGACUGGUCUUCCCAUGAAGGUUCAUGCGCCUCUGCCUUCAUGGGCGACUCAUUUGUUGCCUGAAUCAUAGGAUCAGUUUUGGUGGACAACUAGGUUGGGAGGUGGUAGAUGCAUAUGUUGCUCAAUUUUGACGACAUGGGAGCUGGUACGUUGGAAUCUUGAACGAAUAGGAGAAUGGUUCAUGUUGUUGCUCGUCGAGAAAGCUGCCUUUUUGCUCCAGGUGAUAAUUUGCUUUGUUAUGAUGAGAGCUUUUCUUUUUAGCAUCUUGUUACUGGUCUUGCCAUGAAAGUUCAUGCGCCUUUGCAUACACGUUGCUGCCUGGAUAGUAGGAUUCUAUGUGGCCUUCUGUCUUCUGAAGUUCAUGUGGAUGCACAGAUGGGUCGUAGGUGGUUGAUGCUUAUCGAUUGACUAAAUGUGUGCUUGUAAAGUUGGAAUCUUGAAGGAAUUAUCACGAUUGUUCAUGUUGUGGCUUGUUGAGAAAGCAAUAGCCUUUUGGCUUCAACAUUGAGUUAGGUUAACUAAUAUAUCUAUGGCGAAUUCUUGAUUCCUGUCCCUGACUUGUUUUCUUAUGAAGUCCUAAAAUUGUUGUUAUUGCCAUCUACCCAUAUAGAAAGAAGGGGAGAAGUAUGGACAAGAUAUGUUGAAAACAUGGGACUUUUCCUUUACCUUUUUUCCAACAUUGAAGAAAUCAACUGUUUGGUCUCAACAAAAUGUUAUUCAACUAUGUCACUCUCUCUGGUGUCAGGCAGGCCAGGGUAUAUUUUCUUCUUUUACCUUCUUGCCUUGGGAGAAAGGAGAUGUGUCAUUAUGUGCGCGGAGGAUCAAUGCUCAUUGUUUGUGUGAAAGGUAUAUGGGCUAUUGGGGUGGAGAGGGUGCCUAUAUCAGGGGGAGUUUAGUCUCAAUUGGCAGGUUUGGAUUUUGGCGCCUUCUCUUUCCUUUUUUCCUCCUCCUUGCUCUUCGUUCUGGUUGUUCGACACAAGUUGUGUUUUCCAUGGAUGCGACUCUUUUGUGUAAUUCAAAGGGAGGGAGUCGGGAUGUUACUCUGCGUCUCCGCCUGCUGCACAUGUGGGUCGCCAAGACGCCCUCCAGUUUGAGGAUUUUCAACCACUGUUGCAUGUGGGUGGAUCAAACAGUAAGUGCUUGGAACUGCUAGAUGGGGUUGUUUUUGUUGCAUUUAUGCUUGCAACUGCUUAUUUACGUAUAUCCAUAUACAGUUCAUGUUGAAUCCCGCAAAGAAAAUCAUCUGUUUUCACCAUCAUCUGGCUGGAGUGCAAAGGAUCAUAAGUAGCUAUCUCAUUGUUUCGUAAAUGAUAUCUUUUUCCUAUCUAUAUUAUGAAGUAUGUGCUAUCUUCAAUGAUGCCUAAUUCCAUUUAUCCAAAUGCUUCCUGAAGACGUGGGAAACAAUCACUACCAAUCCAAUUUCUACCAUGCUCACCAUCUGUGAUCUUCAAAUUACAGCUUCAAGCCCAAAAAUAUCUAAUGAAACUAUGCAGCUCUUUGAAUUCUGGAAUUUUACUGAUUGGUUCGUGUUGUUCUUCCCAUGUUCUUCAUCCAAAAAAAUUUCAGGUCCCAAGAUUGAUCCACUAAAAUGAAAAAUGGGAGGCCAGGGUCGUUUAUGCACAUGGCAACAUGUUAGGGAUCGUUCAACUAAUUUGGGAGGCCCAAACAAAUGUUGGGCUCACAAAUAUAAAUGAACCGUUGAUUAUGGCCUUUUAAAAAUAAAACUGGGCUUAUUGUGUAUGUUCUUUAUAAAAACAUAUAUUAAUUAAAAGUAAUCAAAUUUCAGAUUUGAU
Molecule: messenger RNA, 2951 nt
Organism: Linum trigynum
Lineage: Eukaryota; Viridiplantae; Streptophyta; Magnoliopsida; Malpighiales; Linaceae
Source: the annotation of a GenBank genome assembly